AUCGGAGCAACGAUUCUGAGGAAGAGGCUCGUGACUAAGGUUGAGAGUACAAAGUAUAAUAAUAAGUCAAUCAUCUUUUAUUAGAACAAUAAGGUACAUGAGAAAGGGGUUAGCUAUAUCUCGAUUAUGUGCUUGUUAUCAGAACAAUAGAAAUGAUCCAGCUUUUGGGGUCCUUCUGAGAUAUGGAAAACAGCAAAGAACGAUCGGAUUAUUACUGGUGUUCCUCUCACUGCAGAGACUACGGAGGGAGUCGUAC
Molecule: messenger RNA, 256 nt
Organism: Linum tenue
Lineage: Eukaryota; Viridiplantae; Streptophyta; Magnoliopsida; Malpighiales; Linaceae
Source: the annotation of a GenBank genome assembly